GGACGUUCGUCUGCUGCUCGGCUUGCACCGGCUUUCAGCAGACAACCCCUGUCAGCUGCACCCACUUAAGCCACAAUCGAUUAUUGCUCGGCCAACAACAAAGUACAGCACAUACCUCAAGAAAUGACGUUGACAUCGUAAGGGGGAUAGAUGAAGCCAUGCAUACCAGCCUUAUCCACAUUCCAACACACCGUGCAUCAUUCCAACAAACACAUUCCCCCAUGCCAGAAUGGCGCCCCGGGAGGCGAAUAAACCGCCACGGAGACACCAGGACUCAGGAACGCGGCGACACAAGAAACGAAAAUCAAGCCAACGAAAACAUGCUUUGGCAUCCGAAGAAGCAGACUCCCCUCGACGGUCACAUGGGCUCUCAGCCGAUGCUUUGGCAAAAUUAGACCGCGACAACGCAAGACGGAGUACACAAGCGAGGCCUGCGAGGGACCCAGAAAGGAGACCGAAAAGAGCAAACAGAGACGAAUACCGAGAAGCGCGUGCGUCCGGGGAUGCCAGGGACGAGAGACACCGGAAGAAAAGGAAACAGCGGGUUGUUAGCGGCGCAAUACUGGAAGAAGGAAGAGGGACCCGGCUCCGAGGUGGCGCAGUAGGCAGCUAUGACAGCUUGGAGAAGGAACCGUGGCCGGAACCAACAAAGAGCAAAAGGAAGCGGUUAUGGAUCUAUAUCGGAAUCGGCCUCGUAGGCCUGAUUGUCAUCAUCGCGGUGGUGGCCGUCGUUGUCAGCAAGAAGAAGAAGACGUCGGAUAGUUCAGAGGAGAGCUCAGGGCUAGACAAGAUCUCGCCCGAUAGCAUACCGUCAGGCGCACCAUCGUGGCUGGAUCCCUUCAAAUGGCAAGACACGACGGGCUUCAACCUCACCUAUACCACCGAGUCGGUCGGGGACCUGCCGGUCAUGGGCCUAUUCUCAAGCUGGGACGACUCCAAGGCCGCCAAUGGACAUGUACCUGCGUUAAAUCAGAAAUGGGGCUCCUACGCCAACAGGCCGGCAAGAGGGGUGAAUGUCGGUGGCUGGUUGGUUCUGGAACCAUUUAUUUCGCCGUCGCUCUUCAACUACGACCUGAGCGAUGGAAUUAUCGAUGAGUACACAUUGUGCGCACACCUAGGUCCGAGUUGCGCAAGCACAUUGGAACAGCAUUAUUCGACCUUCGUCACGGAACAGACGUUCAAGGAGAUUGCAGAUGCCGGCCUGGAUCACGUCAGGAUACCUUUCUCGUACUGGGCCGUCGAGACGUACGACGGCGACCCUUACCUCUUCCGGACCUCCUGGCGAUAUCUUCUCCGGGGAAUCGAGUGGGCUCGCAAGUACGGCCUUCGCGUCAAUCUCGAUCUGCACGGCCUGCCCGGAAGCCAGAACGGAUGGAACCAUAGCGGUCGCCAGGGACCCAUCGGAUGGCUGAGCGGCACGGAUGGCGAUCUGAACGCGCAGAGGUCGCUGGACAUUCAUGAUCGGCUCUCCAAAUUCUUUGCGCAAGACCGUUACCGGAACAUCAUCAGCCACUACGGCCUCGCGAACGAGCCCAAGAUGACGUUCCUCUCGGCGUCAGCCGUCAUAGACUGGACCACGAAAGCCUACAAGCUGGUCCGCUCCAACGGCAUUAGCGACGCCAUAGUCGUCUUCGGCGACGGGUUCAUGGGCCUGCACAACUGGCAAGGUAAGCUGACGGGGCUCGACAACCUAGCGCUCGACGUGCACCAGUACGUCAUCUUCAACACCAACCAGAUCGUCUUCAACCACACGGCCAAGAUCCAAUACGCCUGCAACGGCUGGACGCAGCAGACGCAGCAGAGCAUGGACCCGGCGACGGGCUUCGGCCCGACGCUGGUGGCCGAGUGGUCGCAGGCCGACACGGACUGCGCGUGGCACCUGACCAACGUCGGGUGGGGCAACCGGUGGACGGGCACGUACCUCACGGGCAACGCGAGCCAGGACGUGACGACGCCGCGCUGCCCGACGACGGACGACCGGUGCGAGUGCUCCGACGCCAACGCCGACCCGGCCGGCUGGAGCGACGCCUACAAGCGGUUCCUGCUCAUGUUCGCCGAGGCGCAGAUGGAGAGCUUCGAGAAGGGCUGGGGGUGGUUCUACUGGGUCUGGGACACCGAGUCGGCGCCGCAGUGGAGCUACAAGAAGGGCUUGGCCGCGGGGAUCCUCCCGGCGAAGGCGUACGACAGGAGCUUCGACUGCUCCGGGGGCAUACCCAGCUUCUCGGACCUGGAGGAGUAUUAUUAGGGAUCGGCGAUGUUGCAUGGCUUGUCGGCGUUAGGGUCCUUUAACGAACGGGUUUGCUUGAUACUUCAUAGAAAGGGAAAGGAAAGGGCGGUA
Messenger RNA from Phialemonium atrogriseum, 2338 nucleotides. Its product is annotated as glycoside hydrolase. Gene Ontology annotation, molecular function: beta-glucosidase activity. Bases 230 to 2245 code for a protein of 671 amino acids. Gene Ontology annotation, biological process: glucan catabolic process. The transcript has 2 exons. Lineage: Eukaryota; Fungi; Ascomycota; Sordariomycetes; Cephalothecales; Cephalothecaceae. Gene Ontology annotation, cellular component: extracellular region; cell surface. The record is from RefSeq and is a predicted model, not a curated record.